AAAAAAAAAAAACUGAAAAGUAACCGCGGUAAUUUAUUUUUUUCUCUCUCCUACUUUUCCUUUUCCCCACUCGCUCCCCUCACUUCCGUUUCACUAUUUUCGUUUCAAAUAUUUUCGCCACGCUUCGUCUUCUUCCCCUCGUUUUUUCGUUUCUUCGCUGACACUGACCUAGGGUUUGCUCCUUUCCCAUUUUUCGUUCAAUCUUUCUCAUUUUCCUCGCAUUCUUCCCCAUUCUUCCUCCAUUGUUCAACAUUGUCUUUCAUUUACCGAAAAACCUAACUAAAAGAGAGUGAUUAAAAGAGAACAUUACUUCUGCAACAAAGAACAAGAAAGUGAUUAAAGGUUUUUAGUUUGUGUGGCUGCAAAAAUGAAGAGAAAAGGAUUCAGUAGACGAAAACGAAAAGAAAAGAGUGAUUACAGAAGCGGGCCUCCUGGAACUGCUGGGUAUGGCUUGAUGGAUAGUUCCAGCAGCGAUGAUGUUGUUGAAGUUUCCCCUGCAGAAUUAAAUUGUUUUACCAUCAACUUACACAUUGGUGGGGAACUUGGGGAGUGGGGAUAUCAUAACGGGGAAGUGAAGAGUAGGGUAUAUAACCUUGAUGUCAUUACAAUGGGUAAGUUUGAUAAAUGGGUGGCAAAACUGUUACCCAAGAAGCUUGUUGACUACCAUUGGAAAGAGACAGCCGUAGAAUAUAACGUUGGGAUAAAACCAAUCAGCCAUGAGGAUGAUUUUAUGGAAAUGGCUAGGGCUGGGUCAAAGGCGGGGAGUGUUGAGGUGUACGUUAGGGAGUACUCCGUUGGGGAUGUUAGGAAAUUACAGCCUAAGAGAAGUCCUAGUCCUCCCCCUCCAUCAGCAGUUGUCUUAGAGGAAAUUGAAGAACCGAAGGACAGUUUCAGUUAUCCUAGUCUGGGCCUCGUGUUGAGUCAGGAAAAUUGGGAGAAGCAUGGGGAUCGUGGCUUCAGAAAAAAGGCGCCAGGUGCCAUCAGAAUGGUGCAAAGUCAGGGGCCAGGGGUGAAAACGCAAGGGAGCCAGGGGCCAUGGUUGAGAAGAAGGUCAGCAAGUCAAGGACCACUAAUGAUUGAAGGCCAAUGGGAACCUGAACCCCCCCCUCCGUACACAGCCGUUGGUGAAUCAGAGGUUCGCCAGUGGAUGAAAAAAACUAUGGAAGAUCUGAUGAGGGCGGGGCCUAGUGAGGGGCAAAAUCUAGCUGAGAGGUUUGAGGAGGUGCAAAAUGAGGGGCUGAACGAGGGGCUAAAUGAGGGAGAAAAUCAAAAUCUGAAUGAGGGGCUAAAGGAGGGGCUAAAUGAGGAGCUGAACGAGGGGCAGAAAGAUGGGGUGAGUGAGGGCCAAAUGGAGGGGUCAAACGACGACGAGCAUGGGCAGAUGGGAAUAGAUGAGGUUAGUGAGGGGCUUUAUGAUGGGUUACCUGCUAGUGAUGGGAUGUGGAACGAAGGGGACCUUGGCGAGGUCAAUCAAGAAGCUAAUCAGAGGGGCCCUGCUGCUGAUCUGCAAUGGGAACCUGAGAGGCCAAGUCAGGUUGAGGACCAGUGGCAAAAAUGGGGGAACUUCGAUGAGUUGUUAGAUGGCCUUUCAGCUGAGCUUCGGGUGCUAUUCGACAUGCCCAGUGAAAGAGAGAAGGAUGUUCCUGAGGGAGUUGUAAAUGAAGAACAGAAUGUGCAAGAGGAAGGGGGGCAUGUGGAUGCAGAGCAGAAUGUGGAAGAGGAGGUGGGGCAUGGGGAUGCAGAGCAGAAUGAGGAAGAGGAGGUGGGGCAUGGGGAUGCAGAGCAGAAUGUGGAAGAGGAGGGAGGGCAUGGGGAUGAAGAGCAUAUUGAUGAUUACAUAGUUGACCCCGACUACGAUAUAUGGGAUGAUGACGACGAAUGA
Mercurialis annua (annual mercury) is the source of this 1882-nucleotide messenger RNA. RefSeq lists its product as uncharacterized. The transcript has 3 exons. Lineage: Eukaryota; Viridiplantae; Streptophyta; Magnoliopsida; Malpighiales; Euphorbiaceae. The record is from RefSeq and is a predicted model, not a curated record. The coding region runs from base 368 to 1882 and encodes 504 amino acids.